AUGUCUCUGCUACAAGCCUUAUUGGAGCAUCAGGGAUCGAAAAUCCCCUUUCCACCCAGAGGGGUUUCUUCUUCUUAUAGGGUGAUGAUGAAGGAUAAUGAUGGUGUGGUUUUCACGCCUGGUAAAAAAGAGGAGAGGAGAGGAAGAAAAAACUUGGACAGUUUCAAUUUACAGUUGAUUGGGAAUAAAGUAAAGGAAUUCUAUAUAGUUCGGAAGGAAAUUACAACAGUAAUGAAACUGUUGAAGAUAUUGAUUUCAACGGAGGAAGAGAAUCUCUGA
Molecule: messenger RNA, 279 nt
Organism: Pieris macdunnoughi
Lineage: Eukaryota; Metazoa; Arthropoda; Insecta; Lepidoptera; Pieridae
Source: the annotation of a GenBank genome assembly